Molecule: messenger RNA, 3096 nt
Organism: Vicia villosa (hairy vetch)
Lineage: Eukaryota; Viridiplantae; Streptophyta; Magnoliopsida; Fabales; Fabaceae
Product: DNA topoisomerase 1 beta-like
Exons: 16
Coding region: 209-2803 (864 amino acids)
Biological process (GO): DNA replication; DNA topological change; chromosome segregation
Cellular component (GO): chromosome; nucleolus
Molecular function (GO): DNA topoisomerase type I (single strand cut, ATP-independent) activity; DNA binding
Source: RefSeq, a predicted model, not a curated record
GUGAAGCCCUAGGAUUGAAGCUGAACGUUGCGGAAACCACAAUCCCUAGAGAGUUUUGUUCACCCCGAUUGCGUCAGCUAUCUCAGAACCAUCUCCUUCCAGGUUGCUGAAACCGUGAAUUAACAAAACUCACCAGCGUUCAGUCGGUACUGUGAUUUUGAGAUUUCGCGCCAUUGACAACACAUAUAAUUUUAUCGGUGCUUCAGUAAUGGCUGUUGAGGCUUCUGAUAAACCAAACUUGCCCAAAAAAUUUGACGAUGACAGCGGUGAUGAUCAACCGUUAUCUUUUAAAAGACACGCCAACAAGAGUCCAUUGCAUUCUCAAGACAGUGAUGAUGAUCAACCAUUAUCUUUAUCUUUUAAAAGACACGCCAACAAGAGUCCAUUGCAUUCUCAAGUAAAGAAAACAACUUAUAGACAGAUAACUGACGUGCCUUCUUCCAAUGCCCAAAAUUCUAAGCCUGUCAACACCUCCUACUACAAGUCACCCGUAGCAAAGCCUCUUCUGGGACAGAAAGUAACUCUUGAUGUUAAGAAACAAACAAAACCUGUUCAACACCCUACAGAAGGUUAUUGUGAAGAUUUCGAGGAUGACGACGAUGAUGGUAAACCAUUGAGUUCUACGAUGAAGAUAAAAUCUAAUCAUGGUAACAAAGUAGUAGCUCCGGUAGUUAACAAGAAAUAUUCUCAAGACUCUGACUCAAAUGAUGAUGAUAAGCCUAUUUCAAAAGUUCAUAAACAGCGGCAAAAUGGUUUUAGCACAAGUAAUGAACAGCUAAAGCCAUCUACACUACCAGUUAAGAGAGAACUCGAAAAUUGUGAUGCCCCACACUCUUCGGCUAAAAAGUCAAAGAUCUCAGAUUCAACCGCUUUAAUAAAAAAAACUAAACAAGUCUCUGUUAAGUGUGAAAUUAAAGCUGAGGAAGAAGAAGAUGAUGAUGAUCUUCCUAUUUCCCAUAGAUUUAACAAGUCACCAACAUUAGCUGAUAAACCAUCUUCCACAAGCAAGAUAUUGGCAAAGGUUACUAAAGUUAAUAAGUCAGGUUCAACAUCUUUUAAGAAACAGAUCAAGAACAAACAGACCAAGAACAAGUCAAAAAAAUCCAGCAGUGGCUCAGAAUAUUCCAAAUCAUCGAAACUUCUUCCUAGCUCUGGUGAUGGGCAGAAAAAAUGGACUACGUUAAUUCAUAAUGGUGUCAUUUUCCCUCCUCCUUACAAGCCCCAUGGGGUAAAAAUGCUUUAUAUGGGGAGGCCUGUUGAUUUGACUCCUGAGCAAGAGGAGGUUGCUACAAUGUAUGCGGUUAUGCGAGAUACAGAUUACAUGCAAAAAGAUAGGUUCAAGGAAAAUUUCUGGACUGAUUGGCAUAAGUUGCUAGGAAAAAAUCAUGUAAUUCAAAGCUUGAAAGAUUGUGACUUUACCCCAAUCUAUGAGUGGUGCCAAAGUGAAAAGGAAAAGAAGAAACAGAUGACUACAGAAGAGAGGAAAGCUCUGAAGGAAGAAAAAUUGAAGCAAGAGGAGAAAUACACGUGGGCUAUUGUCGACGGUGUUAAAGAGAAGGUUGGAAAUUUCAGAGUUGAACCUCCUGGAUUGUUUCGUGGCCGAGGAGAGCAUCCCAAGAUGGGAAGAUUAAAAAAACGCAUUCGUCCAAGUGAUAUUGUAAUUAAUAUUGGAAGUGAUGCACCAGUUCCUGAAUGUCCUAUUCCUGGUGAAGGAUGGAAGGAUAUAAGAAAUGACAAUACAGUUACAUGGUUAUGCUAUUGGAGUGACCCAAUUAGUCCAAGGUUAUUCAAGUAUGUGUUUCUGGCAGCUAGUAGUUCCUUGAAGGGUCAAAGUGACAAGGAAAAGUAUGAGAAGGCUAGGAUGUUGAAGGAUUAUAUAGGGAACAUCAGGGCUUCAUACACGAAAGAUUUUACGAGUAAGGAUAUUACAAAGCAGCAGAUAGCUGUUGCUACUUAUCUCAUUGAUAAACUGGCUCUGAGGGCUGGUAAUGAGAAGGAUGAAGAUGAAGCAGACACUGUCGGCUGCUGCACAUUAAAAGUUGAGAAUGUGACAAGCGAAGCCCCCAACAAAUUGAAGUUUAACUUCCUUGGUAAAGAUUCGAUCAAGUAUGAAAAUACAGUUGAGGUUGAGCUUCCUGUUUAUGAUGCAAUUUUGAAGUUCCAAAAAGAUCGAGACCCUGGUAAAGAUCUCUUUGAUAAGCUGGAUACACAUAAAUUGAAUGCUCAUCUGAAAGAGCUCAUGCCUGGCUUAACAGCAAAAGUUUUCCGCACAUUCAAUGCAUCUAUCACAUUGGAUGAUAAGUUGAAUAAAGACACUAAAGAUGGAGAUGCUGCAGAAAAGAUUGUUGUUUAUCAGCAUGCCAAUAAACAGGUUGCAAUCAUCUGUAAUCAUCAACGGAGUGUUUCAAAAUCUCACAGUGCACAAAUGACUAAACUAAAUGAGAAAAUUGAUGAACUUCAGGAUGUUCUGAAGGAGCUGAAAGUAGAUUUGGACAGGGCAAGAAAAGGAAAGUCCCCUACAAAGAGUUCAGAUGGAAAAAGCAAACGAAGCUUAACUCCCGAAGUGCUAGAGAAAAAGAUAUCUCAAACCAAUGCAAAAAUUCAGAAAAUGCAACGUGAUAUGAAGACAAAAGAAGAUCUUAAAACUAUAGCAUUGGGCACAUCCAAGAUAAACUAUCUCGACCCCAGGAUUACAGUUGCCUGGUGCAAGCGGCAUGAGGUUCCCAUUGAGAAGCUUUUCACAAAAUCUCUGCUGGCAAAAUUUGCUUGGGCAAUGAAUGUGGACCCAGAUUUCAGAUUCUGAGAGUGUAAGAUAGUGGCAUGCUGAGAUGAUGGGUUGAAAAUGUUUCCUUUUUUACUAAUUUGUUUUCUAUAAAAAUUAGUUGUUUUCUAUCUAAUUAUGGGGCAAGUUGCCUCUUCCCCUUUCACCACCUGUGUACUGCUUGAACAAACAGUCAACCAUUUAAUGUGAUACCCAUUGCCAAAUGAGGUAAAGUUUUGAAGUGUCAUUAUUUUUAUUUUUCCUUUCAUUAUUAUGUGAUUUCUAUAGCACGAGGUUGAUUCAUAAUCCUAAUUUUUAAUGCGUUACAUAUGGAA